UGUCAGUUUGUUCGUCGCGCCGGUUAGUUGUUUGGGGUUUGCGUCGACGCAGGCCUCUCCUCUGUGCGUUGCACGCUUUUUUAUCCCCCUCAAUCCAUCAAUCCACCCCCGUCGUCUUGCCCCGUCCUCCCCUCGCGAAUAUACCCCUUCAGUAUCCUUCCCCCCACCAAUACUCGAGUCACUUUAAUCCCGCAAGAAAUUGUUAAAAAUAACAUUAUUAUUAUUAUUGGGUUUUAUUUGAAGCGCGCGAGAUCUCUUUUUUUAAACGACUCGGAAGAAGGAGCGUCUUACUGCCUCCGCACCUCUACCCCUUUCCCCUUUCCCUCAAACUCCAACUCCCCACCUACUCGAGCCUGCAGCCGCGUAAUAACAACGGCCGGGAUUUUAGUUCUCGCGUCGUUCCUUCUCUUCUCUUCUCUUCGUCGAUCUCUUCUUCGAUCCUCGCGAACAGUAUAACGGCGGCAACAGCGCCAGCAGCAGUAGCAGUAGCAAAAACAACAACAACAACACAGCAACGACCGUUUUAUAUCGGUGAAAAUAUCGUCACGGAGAAAAUAUCGCGGGAGAAUAUAUCCCGCGAGAAGUUCCAUAUUGCGUCUCGUUCGAUUCGUUUCGUUGUAAUUUAGUUCGUUCGUCGUUCGUACGCACAUACAUACGUACGUACGUACGUACGUUCGUUCAUUUCUCUUUUUUUUUUUAUUUUUUUUUGUUGUAAAUAUAUACACAUAUAUAUAUAUAUAUAUAUCAACCCGAACAAUUAACAUUAUCCGUUGUACGAGAUACGAUUGAAGGAACUCUCGAGAUUUUGGAACGAAGAGGAACGAAGAGGAAUAAAAUCCGUAAAAUCCGCGUUCCUGUUGUUAUUAUCUGUAUUUUCCUUUGAGCGUUAAUUCUCGAAAGUGAAAGAUAGAACAAGAGAAAGAAAAUACGUUUAUAUUAUAUUAAAGAGGAGGAGGAAGGAGGAGGAGUAAGAGAAGGAGGAGGAGGAGGAGGAGAAGGAAGGAGGUGGUGGAGGUGAAGGUGAAGGAGGAACAAGUGGAACUGGAUCGCGCGUAUUGCCGGCAAAUUGGCGCCAAAAAAGAAGAGAGAGAGAGAGAGAGAGAGAGAGAGAGAGAGAGAGAGAGAGAGAACCGAAACCGAAAGUUAAGAAAAUAAUCUCGUCAUCGUCGGCGUCGUCGUAGUUUGGAUAUUCGAGAAGAACAAAGAAACGACAUUAGAAACGAACGUGACGUUUAUUUCUUCUGCUUUUCCUCUCCGUCGUUUUUCUUCCUUUCUUCUACGUUUCUUUGCCCUGCGAUUUCCCGACCAAGAGGACGGAAGAAGCUCGAACUAGAUUGUGGCUCCCUGGACAUCGGCGAAGAACGCCAGCGUCGGGUCGCUAUGAUGGAGUCCCUCUGUCAGGUUAAUAACAAGACCAACAAUGGCAAUGAUUCGAACAAGGAGAACAACAAUAAUAAUGUUAAUCAUCAUCAACAAAAUAACAACAACAACAACAACAACAACAACAAUACGAUAACAAACAAUAACAAUAAGAAUAGCGGCAACAAUAAUAACAACAGCAAUUCAGAUUGUCCGGAUCCUCAGCAAAGGCUGGCAGUGUUGAGCUUCGAACAGGUGCGCCGAUUGAACGACGUUAUGGACGAAGUUGUCAGCAUUCACGGUAGGGGAAACUUUCCUACGUUGGAAGUUAGACUGAGAGAUCUCGUGACGGUGGUUCGUAGCAAGCUAGAAGGUGAUCCGAGCAAUGGAGGUGCCGGUAUGAGGGUAAGGGACAUCAGGCUUAACGGUGGCGCCGCAUCUCACGUAUUGGCGACCGAGUCACAGCCUUACAACGAUCUCGACCUAAUAUUCGCGGUGGAAUUAUCGAGCGGCCGAAAUUACGACAAGGUUAAGGCCGCCGUUUUGGGUUCUCUAUUUGAUCUUUUACCGGAGGGCGUUAGCCGCAAACGCAUAACAACGUGCAGCUUGAAGGAGGCAUACGUUAGUAAAAUGGUAAAGGUGAACAACGACGGUGACCGAUGGUCCCUUAUAUCGCUCGGGAAUUCACGGGGUCAUAGGAACGUCGAGUUAAAGUUCGUCGACUCUAUGAGACGACAAUUCGAGUUCUCCGUUGAUAGUUUUCAAAUAGUACUUGACUCGCUCUUAUUAUUUUACGAGUGCAGCAAAUUACCGAUUGGCGAGAACUUUUAUCCAACGGUCGUGGGCGAAUCGGUAUAUGGUGAUUUCCAAGAGGCACUUUACCAUCUUCACAAGAAAUUAAUAUCGACGAGGCAUCCCGAGGAGAUACGGGGCGGUGGUCUUUUGAAAUAUUGCAAUCUCUUGGUCAAGAUGUACAAACCUUCUCAACCGGAUUACAUAAAGACCUUAGAGCGAUACAUGUGCUCGAGAUUCUUCAUCGAUUUCCCCGACAUAAGUCAACAACGGGCGAAACUCGAGAAUUAUUUGUGGAAUCAUUUCGUUGGGCCCGAAGAGGAGGCCCUAAAAUACCAGUACCUGAUGCUAUUGCACAGCGUCGUCGAGGAGUCGACGGUUUGCCUGAUGGGUCACGAACGGCGACAGACUCUUGCAUUGAUCGAAAGUCUCGCAUGUCAGGUACUUUAUCAGGAACAACAGCAACGGCUAACAAAUCAUCAACAAGCACCACCGGGACCACCGGCGACCUAUGUCUAUGCUAACGGCUAUUAUUACGCACCCGUAAUACCUGCCGCGUGUUACACGUGCACCUGCAACUCUUGGAUGGCGUGCUCGUCGUGAUGCGACCCCGCCUUCGUUUUAACCAUCGCCGUCGCCAUUUUUUUCUUAUACCAUACCAACCCCAUCCUCGUUAUCAUCAUAAACGGGUGGUUGAUACCUCGUAAAUGGACUUCUUCUUUAUUGUGUUAUCGUGGCUCGUGUGGAAAACGAUGGGACGAAGUGAACGAAAGGAGAUCGACAAUAUUAUUCGAUCGACCACAACAACAACAACAACAACAACUACUACUAUUACUACUACUAUUACUACUACUACUAUUAUUACUACUAUUACUACUACUAUUAUUACUACUACUAUUACUACUACUAUUAUCACUACUACACGUCGGGGUUGGUAAAUCCUCGACGGCGGCGACGGCAACAACAACAAAAACAACAACAAUAACAACAACAACAACAACAACAACAUCAACAGCAGCAGCAGCAACAACAACAGCGGCAGCAGUAGCAGCAGCAGCAGCGACGACGACAUUAAUAGCGGCUAUGGCGUCGACGCGACGAUGACGUCAAUGUUCGAGAGGUGGACGUAAACGAUAAGGAAGGGCUAGUACCAGUUCUUGUUUGGUGAAUCGCUUUGGAGGCGAUCCGCCAAAUAAAAUAAAAUAAAAAAAAAAAAGGAAAGAAAGAUGAACGGACACUUUUGAAAGUCACCAGCCUUUCCAAACCGUCGUUUGUCCCUUCUUCAUCUUUUUCUUCUUCUUCUUCUUCUUCUUCUUCUUCUUUUCGUCCCUUCUCUUUUCCCUUCUCUUCAUUGAUAUAUCCUCGCGAUUGACGUCAUCGUCUGGUUGCUUUGCCAACGAACAAAGAAAGAAAGAGGGAGAGUGAGAGUGGGAGUGAGAGUGAGAGUGAGAGAGAUGAAAUGAGAUGAGAUGAAAUGAAAUGAAAUGAAAUGAGAAACUAAAGAAGAGGGAGAACUCGAGUGAAACAAAGUGUGCUUUUUGGUUAUUUAAUUGGUUAGUUGGUUGGUUAGUUGUUGUUGUGUGCCUAAGAAAAACAAGAUAUAUAUAUAUGUGUAUAUAUAUAUAUAUAUAUAUAUAUAUAUAUAUAUAUAUAUAUAUA
This is a messenger RNA of Vespa velutina, 3810 nucleotides long. Its product is annotated as terminal nucleotidyltransferase 5C. The coding region runs from base 1381 to 2754 and encodes 457 amino acids. The record is from RefSeq and is a predicted model, not a curated record. Gene Ontology annotation, biological process: mRNA stabilization. The transcript has 2 exons. Lineage: Eukaryota; Metazoa; Arthropoda; Insecta; Hymenoptera; Vespidae. Gene Ontology annotation, molecular function: poly(A) RNA polymerase activity; RNA binding.